UUCCUGUUAUCGAGUCUGUGCUUUUCUUACGCGGACGCUGCGGAGGAGCCAACAAAGUAUAAGUUUAAUUAAGUUAAUUCUGGAAAAGGGUAGGGUUUUGAGAAACACUCACAUACAUCAGUCGUUAUUUUAUUUAUGUCGUUUGUUAUCUUGUUCGUUAUUCGCUAAAAUUUUAUGGAAACCCACCCCAGACUGUUGUCUUGAGUACUGCAGGUCAUCAACUAUGGGACCGAAAUUUAAGAGAUCUCUUGAAGGUGGACUACGUUUCAUCGACUACCUUGAGGGGUCCGAUGAAAACUGGGGAAAUGACAAAAAACAGCUGAAAGAAAUCUACAACAAGGACUUUAGAAACAGGCAUGAAGUCAGUUAUCCGAAUUUCUCAAGUGUUCUUUAUGCUCUGGUGAGGUCCCGGAAAGCUACUGUGCGUGGAGACUGGGUGCACUUGGUGGUCCCGAACCAAAGGAGGAGACCCUACGGGCAGAAUCAGCCCCGCAGUGCGCCUAGAGGACGUGAUGUCUCUCAACCAACAUGCAGUGGUGAAGUGGUUCCUGUUUUGCUGGAUCUGGACCAGAGAAGCGGGUACCUCCUUCACGACCAAGAGAGCAUUAAGAUCACUUCAGACGACGAGAUCGUGGAUGGCAAGAUUGAGUUUGCUUUCUGCGAUCUCCAAACGGCGUGCACUGUCAAGCUGGUUAUUAACAACAUAAGCACAAGCUUGGUGCAUCUCACCGCAAUCAGCAUUUCACAAAGGAUACAUUGUUACAAGCUUACAGACGGGUCUAAGGUGACUUGUCCUCUACAGCUUAAUCCAGAAGGCAUCCAUGAAGUUUGGGUUGAAUUUCAGUCUGACCACUAUGGUGCCACUCAAGCCACUUUGGACUUUGAGUUCCAGAGGGACCCUCUUGGAAGUGCCCAGCCUUUUCGGGUCACUCGCUUGUUAGAGGCUAAUUACCAGGGUCCUCUGACAGCAGACCUGGGACCCAUUGCACCCUACAAACCCGUGCAGCUCCCUAAACAAAGCGAUGUGGAGUCUAGGGAGGUAGAAGGGGUGAAACCAGACAGGUCGGAUGAGAAUAAGUUGAAAACAGUUGCGGAAUUACAUGACUAUCCGUGCCCCAAGAACCUGUCAGAACUGGAAAAAUUCCUGAAUCAAAAGCGAUUCAUAUCAAGUGGGUCAAGUACAUUUCAGACCAGCAAGUCUAUUCUGCAGAGGUCCCUCAACUUCCAGAACUACUCACAGCGCUUCAAGCUCCUGCUUCACCUGGAGGAGCAUCAGAUGAUGAAAGACAUCAUGAAGUACAGCAUGGAGAAUGUAACCAUGACCCAGGACAGAAACAAAACAAACCUUCUUGUUCUUGAUGUCCCAGGUUUGGCUGAAAACAGACCCUCUCUUCUGAGGGGUGAUUGCAUUUUGGCAUCCAAAGCAGAAAACAACGGGCCUCUCAUUAAGUACAGGGGCUAUGUGCAUGUGGUGGAACUUAAUAAAGUUCUCCUGGGGUUCUCCGAGAAGCUGCUGCGGAGCUUCAUCAUCAACAUGAAGUUCAACGUGCAGUUUACCAUCAGCCGCCUGCUGCUGCGCUUGCAGCACCGUGCAGUGCACCUAGCAGUGCUGACCAACUUGGAAAAGGUGCUCUUCCCCACAGGAUAUGCAUCAGAGAAUGUGCCCCCCCUUUCCCUAAGGUUAAUUGACAAAAAGUUAGAGAGUAAUGAAAAGCAGCGUUCUGCAGUCGAGCACAUUGUGUCUGGGUCGUCCCGGCCAGCACCCUACCUCGUGUUUGGACCUCCUGGAACCGGCAAGACCGUUACCCUAGUUGAAGCCAUCAAACAGGUGGGGAAAAACAAGUCUGCGCGCAUUCUCGCCUGCGCCCCCAGCAAUAGUGCUGCAGACCUGCUCUGCGAGCGUAUACUGGGGGAUCACGUGGAACGCCGCAAUGUGUACCGUCUGUACGCCAGCUGCGUGGACCCAAAAAACAUACCGAACAGGCUACUGGAAUGCUGUAACUUCGAAAAUGGUGGAUUUGUGUUCCCUUCCAAGGAGAAACUUAUGAACUACAACAUCCUGGUCACCACACUAUACACUGCUGGACGAUUUGUGACCGGAGGCUUUCCCAUGAAGCACUUCACCUACAUUUUUGUGGAUGAGGCUGGUCAUGCCACCGAGCCAGAGACCAUCAUUAGCAUAGCAGGACUCCUUCAGGCAGAGACUGGGCAGGUGGUCCUGGCGGGGGACCCCAAGCAGCUGGGUCCCAUUAUAAGGUCCUCACUGGCCAUUAAGUAUGGAUUAGGCAUGUCCCUACUGGAGAGACUGAUGUCGCACAUUCAACUAUACAAGAAGAAUUCUGAAAUGCAGUUUGAUGACCGCUGUGUCACUAAGUUGGUGAAGAACUACAGGUCCCAUCCAGCCAUACUCAAGAUCCCAAAUGAGCUCUUUUAUGAUGGUGAGCUGCAGGCGCAUGCCAACGAGAUUCUACGCAAUUCCUAUUGCAACUGGGAGCACCUUCGCAAAAGGGAUUUUCCUAUCAUAUUCGACGGAGUAACAGGGAAAGAACAAAGAGAGCAAAACAGCCCAUCUUUCUUCAAUGUGACUGAGGUCGAAAUCAUUGUGAAAUACCUGAAGAAGCUAUUUGAGACUCAAGCCAAAAAGGGUUUGCAAACCCUGUCACCCAAGGACAUUGGCAUCAUUGCACCAUACAGGAAACAGGUCCAGAAAAUCAAAAGGGCCAUCACAGUGACUGACAGGGAGCUGAGCAAGCUGAAGGACAUCAAAGAUCUUAAGGUCGGCUCAGUGGAGGAGUUUCAAGGCCAGGAGCGCAAGGUGAUCAUGAUAUCCACUGUGCGCAGUGACACCAACCACAUCAAGAUGGAUCAUGAAUUCCAAAUUGGCUUCCUUAGUAAUGAGAAGAGGUUCAAUGUGGCUGUAACCAGGGCCAAAGCUCUCUUGAUUGUGGUGGGCAAUCCUAUCGUUCUCAACAAGGACCCCAUUUGGAAACGAUUCAUCCAGUACUGCACUGAUGAACACGGGUACAUUGGAGUUAAAUACUGGGAGUCAAAGAGUGAAGUCUUAUAUAUUGGAGCAGACCUGGGAGAAGAUGAAACAGAGGAGAGUGCCAUCCAGCGGUACGUGGACCCACCGUUUAGGAGGGAGGAGUGAACCAGCAGAUCUCAUACACUGGCUUAUUGAAUAUUGUCCAGGAUUUUGAAGGGAUACUAAUAAUUCAAUUGCUACCAUAGUUUACACAGAACUUUUGCCAUCGAUAUUUAACUAUUAGACAGGAUAUCUGCAAAUUCUUCUUUUUCAGUUGUUCAAAGGAAUACAGCAAUCUUCAUAACUAGUACACAUUUAUUUUGAAAGUUUUUUUUCCCAUUUUGUCAUUUUCUGCAUUUUAUAAAAACUAGAAAAUAUGUUAGAACAGCUACAAUGCAUUCCUUGGUCACCCCCUCACCCUGUCCAAUCCAUGCUCCUCACCCCCCCCCCAGCUUCUUCAAUUUCUAGAAUUACUGGAUAGAUGAACUGGAAGCAUAAAAGCCAAUUCAUUUACCUGAA
Brienomyrus brachyistius is the source of this 3544-nucleotide messenger RNA. RefSeq names its product putative helicase mov-10-B.1. Gene Ontology annotation, molecular function: ATP hydrolysis activity; RNA binding; 5'-3' RNA helicase activity. Lineage: Eukaryota; Metazoa; Chordata; Actinopteri; Osteoglossiformes; Mormyridae. The coding region runs from base 224 to 3151 and encodes 975 amino acids. The record is from RefSeq and is a predicted model, not a curated record. The transcript has 23 exons.